AUGGGACUGCUCCUAUCAUAUAUUGACUGCCGUGGAGCUACACUCCAUUGCGUCGAUGGACGCGAUCCCAAGUAUUCCAAGCUUCGACAAAGAUGGUUCGACCAACUUUCGGACCUGCUGAAACGCCUCCAUUCACAUGGCAUCGUAUUGGGGGCAGCCAACGUGCUGAUUGACGCCAACGACGACGAAUAUCUGGUUGAUUUUGGAGGAGGUUAUACUCCAGGCCGGGUCGAGAAGAAAACGGCCAACUCGAUCGCCGGAGAUCUCCAGGGACUCGAAAGCAUUAAGCGGCAUCUCUUUUGCCUAAACUCAGGAACUUCCUUUUAUAUAAACCGAUUCGCCAGUGAGAUCACGGCUGUCCGCUCUCUGGACGGCAAAGGAGGACGACCUGCGAGCUGUGCUAUGUAUAGCUCUCCCUGCCGCCACGCAGGCACAAGCGAGAAAGAGGGCAUAAGCAGCGCUCGGAGUAACCGUAACAGCAGCAUCCAGCGUACAGAGUACAGCAGUCAAGCCGUGCCAGUCGAGGACGAAAAACGCGCCCCCCUCCCUAUCCCUAUCCCUCGCUCCCAUCUUCCGUCUUCCGUCUCCCGUCUCCUAUCUCUUGAUCUCCAUCUCUCGACCCACCAGACAGGAGAUAGUCGAAGCAGCCCUUCCCAUCUUGGCCUCCUCUCGCUCUUCUCCCUUCUCUUCUCCCUUCCCAUCCCCGUCUCUCUCGUCCACCACCACACGACCACCACAGCUGCCACCGUUGUCACCGACGCUGCCACGACCAGGAAGCACUCAGGCCCCUACGACUGCCCGUCUCCCUCUCCCGGCCGACGCGAGGACCCAAUCGUCCAACCCGGCCAUCGUCCGCCGUCGACCGUCGACGGUGCGCAUCGCGACACCUCUCUUCCAGCCUCUCUCACAAUGCCACCAGCCUACGAACUGCGAUCCGGGGGCGACGGACGAAGGACACGACAGAACCUGGCAGAGCUCAAGCUGCGCCGUCUCGCCGAGGUCAACAUACGGCUCAAGGAGGAUCUCGACAGGCCGCGUAUAAAAGUUGCCGAAGCGUCCAUCUCGCUUAUAAACUACUGCAACAACACAAAGGAUUUCAUGGUGCCGUCUGUAUGGGGACAGGUCGAUAAACGCGAUGACCCCUAUGCGCCACAGCAGUCAGGAGGGUGCUGCAUAGUGAUGUGA
Messenger RNA from Arthroderma uncinatum, 1185 nucleotides. RefSeq names its product guanine nucleotide-binding protein subunit gamma. The coding region runs from base 1 to 1185 and encodes 394 amino acids. The record is from RefSeq and is a predicted model, not a curated record. Gene Ontology annotation, biological process: G protein-coupled receptor signaling pathway. Gene Ontology annotation, cellular component: heterotrimeric G-protein complex. NCBI's taxonomy places the organism in Eukaryota, Fungi, Ascomycota, Eurotiomycetes, Onygenales, Arthrodermataceae. Gene Ontology annotation, molecular function: G-protein beta-subunit binding. The transcript has 6 exons.